AUGGGGGAGCCAAGCGAUGCUGAAGCUGUAUAUGGCAGAUUCCUAUGCAGGGGAGAUGUCACCAAGGAAGUGUGCCUGGAAUGUGUGAAAGCUGCUAGUGUCAGUAUCAAAGAGAAAUGUCCUAUGGUCAAAGCGGCCAUUCUCUGGUACGACGAGUGCAUGUUGCAGUAUUCUAACCGUAACUUCUUCCCAGCGACGGAUGAAGUGCCUAUUCUGGAAAGUUAUAAUGGGCGGAAUGUGAACCAGCCCACCGAUUUCAUGAGGCUGUUGGAAAAAACAUUGAAGCAGUUGAUUACUCGGGCUGCUAAAAGAUCCGAUAAGAAGUAUGCUUCCAAAGAGGCCCCCGUCAAAGGAUACAGCGACGCUACUCUGUAUACGUUUGCCCAGUGCAGGCCUGAUCUCUCAGCGGCUCUCUGCGAGGAUUGCCUGCAGAAUGUGAUUUCGAUUCUCCUGACAAAACAAACUGGGAAAAUCGGAGGCAGAAUCUUGCGUUCGAGUUGCUUCGCCAGGUUCGAGAUAAGCCCGUUCUACACAGUCGGUCUACUUUGUGUCAUGCUCUGGUUUACCCUCAAAAGAGAAAGGAGCAAGAGAAACAAUGUCGAAGAAGAUCUAAAUGUUGGAAGCAAAAUUUCAGAACUACAUUCAUUGCAAUUUGAUGUGGGCACAAUUGAAGCCGCCACAGAUUACUUCUCGAAUGGCAACAAAUUAGGGGAAGGCGGGUUUGGUCCGGUUUACAGGGGUACACUCCCUUGUGGGAGAAGAAUUGCAGCAAAAAGGUUGUCUCAAAAUUCGAAACAAGGCAUGCAGGAAUUCAAAAACGAAGUCGAAUUGGUAGCCAAGCUUCAGCACAAAAACCUAGUGAGGCUAUUAGGAUUUUCGAUGGAAAGAGAAGAAACGAUACUAGUCUAUGAAUAUGUGCCCAACGGAAGCCUCGACCGGCUGCUCUUCGGUUUGUGCCUCACUCUUCAUCUUCUUUAA
Eucalyptus grandis is the source of this 978-nucleotide messenger RNA. Its product is annotated as cysteine-rich receptor-like protein kinase 25. The record is from RefSeq and is a predicted model, not a curated record. Bases 1 to 978 code for a protein of 325 amino acids. The transcript is spliced from 4 exons. NCBI's taxonomy places the organism in Eukaryota, Viridiplantae, Streptophyta, Magnoliopsida, Myrtales, Myrtaceae. Gene Ontology annotation, biological process: protein phosphorylation. Gene Ontology annotation, molecular function: ATP binding; protein kinase activity.